AUGACUCCUUUGAGCGGCUCACCAGUUUCCCGCUGUAUGGCUUUAGGGAAUCAACGAGGAAUGUUCUCACGAUCGAACCACCACCAUCAACGCCAGCGAGCCAGCUCACUGUCCGUGACGCUGGGCACACGACGACCGCGCUCCCCGGAAACGACCCCCCCAGAGUCGGAGAGCGACGAGGCCCAGAAGACGUCUCCUCACACAAAGAGAACCGUGAAAAGAGGACGUACUAAGUACACACCUGCAACCGAGGAUGGGCCAACCCCAGCCUUCCUUCCACCACACACCCAAUUACUGCCACUCGAAGGGUUGCCCGCUGAGUCACCCCACCACGCACCACCACCGCGGACGCAGCCCGAGCCUGUUGCGGCCCAGGUCAAGCACCUCGAAUCGUUGCUGGACUCUGUCCUAGCAACACUCGUCAUCAUACGGGCUGCCACCAACACCGCAGUCGCUCUUAGUGACCACUCGAAACGAGUAUUCAAAAUGCUCAACACCCUCUUGCCACUGGAGGACCCAGCACACGCCACAGACAACCUGACCGCCCCAGCUCCUACACCAGAGCUAGCAAGCCACCCCAAGCAGUCGUACGCAGAUGCGGCCAAAUCCUGCCAACCUGAAGUCACCUCGAGACCAACGAACCAUGCAAGAUCGUCACCAGCUGGCGCCACUGCACACCACAGACCCUCCAUUGCCGAACAGAGGCCUCGUCAUCCGCACCCUCACUCCACCAGUCGACUCAUUGCAAGAUGGGAUGGGCACCCAGUACCCCAGACAUCAUCAUCACUCAGCAUGUUUGUUAGACACCUCAACGGCAUGUUCAACCUUGAACGCAACCCAGCAUCCCGAGGGGAGACACCCAGGAAAAUCCUUGCCGCCAACUGUCACAAAGUCGGGUAA
Molecule: messenger RNA, 900 nt
Organism: Cyclocybe aegerita
Lineage: Eukaryota; Fungi; Basidiomycota; Agaricomycetes; Agaricales; Hemipholiotaceae
Source: the annotation of a GenBank genome assembly